AUGGCCUCCGCCGACACCGACGCCUCCCGCAAAGCCUUCAUAAUCACACACAUGAACAAUGACCACGCGCGCUCUCUAUCCCUCUAUCUGCGCGCCUUCUGCGGCCUCUCAGAACGAGCCUCCCAAUCGCCCAAGCUCGAAGACCUCCGGCUCACGGACUUGGUGAUCUCCGCGCAAGGAUCCCGCUACACAAUCCCCUUCGACCCGCCUCUGCAGUCCUACGCCGAGACCCGCGCGCGCGUCGUCGCAAUGCACAAGGACGCCCUGGAGAAACUUGAUCUCUCCGAUUUCAAGCUCACAAAGUACUCCCCGCCGAAGGGUGGGGAGUGGAUAGGCUUCACGCUGUGCCUUGUUGUUCUAGUAGGGUAUGCUCGGCGGGGGAAUUUCGAGCCCGGCUCGUUAGUAUACGACACUCUUGGGCUGGACAAGUACCCCGGCUUUGUUUCGUGGAGUUGCAAGUGGCAGCCGUGGCUUUGGGGGGUUUUGGCUGCGGCGCAUGGCUUUGAGGCGGUGGUUUUGUUGGGGUAUAUGAGGCUGCGGAAGUAUGGAGUUAAGGCUUUCUCGGGCCUUUGGUGGACGUGGAUGGUUCUUGGGUUUGUGGAGGGGUUUCCGGCUUGGAAGAGAGUUGAUGGUAUGGUUCGGAAGGCUGAAGAGGAAACGAAAGCGAAGAGUGGUUAA
Molecule: messenger RNA, 678 nt
Organism: Aspergillus mulundensis
Lineage: Eukaryota; Fungi; Ascomycota; Eurotiomycetes; Eurotiales; Aspergillaceae
Product: DUF2470 domain-containing protein
Exons: 1
Coding region: 1-678 (225 amino acids)
Source: RefSeq, a predicted model, not a curated record